Messenger RNA from Harpegnathos saltator (Jerdon's jumping ant), 1299 nucleotides. RefSeq lists its product as uncharacterized. Lineage: Eukaryota; Metazoa; Arthropoda; Insecta; Hymenoptera; Formicidae. Bases 8 to 940 code for a protein of 310 amino acids. The transcript has 6 exons. The record is from RefSeq and is a predicted model, not a curated record.
UCUAGAUAUGGCGGAUUCGGAUAAAAAAAAGAAUAUGAUUAGCCAACAUUACUUGAAAAAUGUCGCUUCUACGAGCGAUGCUAAGAAUGUCGCUUCUAAUUCUCUAUUAAACACAUAUGUAAACAAAAGCAUAGAGCUGAGUGUCAUGAAUGAUGUAAUAAAUAUGUACCAAAACAGCUUACUGGAGGAAGAAAAAAACUUAGAAGAAGAGAAACAAAAGCUGGUCGAUUUAAAUGAUCAAGUGUGGUCGCUAAAAGAUUCAUAUUGCAAUCAGGUGUGGCAGUUCUCGCGCGAACACGAUUUCUUUGCCAUCUUCCAAAAUUAUCCUUUCGUUACGGAAAUCAAUCAUUACAAACAGCAGAGGGACAAUUUCAAAGACGAUAUAGAAAGGAGUUCGGAGCUGAUUGACCUCAUAAAUGAAGUCGAUGCUAUUAAAGCAGAGAUCUCUAAUCUCAAUCGUGGAAAAAAUCUCAAGCAAGAUAUAGAGAAUGCGUUAGCGAUCUUGAAGAAAUUACAACUAAUUUCGGACGAUAUUACAGAAUUGCUGAGAUUAAUAAGCCAAGAAAAACCAUCGUGCGAUAUUACUACAUCGAUAUCAAUGCCGAUAUAUGAUGAAAUUCCUCAUUGCGAUAAUAAAAUUGCACGACAUAAACAUAAUUCAGACCGCGAAAAUUUAAAGAACAAGAAGACACGUGGAAAUCAAAAGGGUCUGUCAUUGAAAAAUAAAGCGUGCUCGAAGGAUGACAAUUUAAAUGCCACUGCUAACAGAAAACAAAUGAUUGCGACUCCUAAAGAUUAUCCACAAUUAUCCUUUGAAAGAAGCAUCGUAUUCAGUACGAAAAAAAGGGUCACCAGCCCUUCCAGUGAUAAAAAACACAAUUUCACUCCAAAGAAACGUAGCGAUGUUUCUGUUAGAUUCGAGCAACAUCGGAAGCAGUAGUAAUUGUCAAUAUUGUAAGCCUACCUGAACACAAAUAUAAUUUAGAAAUUAUUAUUUUCGCGGCGAAUAUUAUAAAUUCGUUCAAAAACGAAUAAUGUCAGAUACUACAUUCCAGGGAUAAUGUUAAUAUAGUGUUAAUAUAAAUGUUAAUAUAGUGAUACCUGAGGGAAAUAAAUAUCGCAUAUAUGUGAAAACGAAUGCAUCAAAAGGGUCAUGCAAGAAGUAGAAAAGUGUGGGUUUCGGGAAAAUAUUUCAUAAUAUAUUUAUAUAUUUAGAAAUAUUUAUACAGCCUCUCAUACAUAAUUACGUACACAUAAUGUACACCAGAUUACAUUUAACAUUAUAUUUCUGGAAUUAUA